Messenger RNA from Anopheles gambiae (African malaria mosquito), 2507 nucleotides. RefSeq lists its product as uncharacterized. NCBI's taxonomy places the organism in Eukaryota, Metazoa, Arthropoda, Insecta, Diptera, Culicidae. The record is from RefSeq and is a predicted model, not a curated record. Bases 193 to 1008 code for a protein of 271 amino acids. The transcript has 2 exons.
AGCGGCGGGACAAUGCUGCGAUCAUAGUAGCCACUUGCGUUCUUUUCGCCAACCAUGCUGUCAUACACUCGCAACACUUGCAUUUUCCAACGACCAACCGGAGGUGUUAGUUCACUGUUAGGACUUGCCAAGUACAGUUUUGCUCGUGAUUUGAUGGUGAUUUUGUGUCGUUUGUGCCGAUAAUACGUAGCGAUGGACCAAAAGGCGGCCUUAAAGCGGGUGGGCAACCGGUUGCGCGCAUCUCGCAAAGCGAACCUUGCAUUUCUGGCAGUUUGCGGCGACUACCUGUGGCACGGAUCGGACGACCACUGGCCGGUGGAUGUGCCGUACGAAAUCGGUGCUGAUGAUGCAGUGCAGCCGGAAGUGUUCGACUCGUUCGCCGAUUUUCUGGCAGCGCUGCACAACACGAAGGUGCCGGCGGACUUCCUGGAGGUGUUUGUACUGUGCGAAAGGGCGCACGCCGUUAUGAACGACUUCGACGCAAUGGAGUACGACCUAAGGCCGACGAUCCAGCGGGCCGGCGAGCGGCCGGAACUGCUGCAGGGCAUCAAGCGGGGCCAGUUUGUGCGAGUGGCCCGCGUGCUGCGGGAAGUUUGCUACCGUCGGCAGCUAUUCGAGCAGCUGCGCUACGAUAUGAUAGAGCUAUACAAUGUGAUGAACAACGACCCGGCAUCCACCGACGACGAUUCGGAUGAUGCCGGCGAUGGCGGGGCAGCGGUGGGGCAGGCCGCGCAGCCCGCCGGGAAUGUCCAUUCGACCGUCAAAGGGAAGACACGAAUUUGGCUCCUUUCGCUGAAUCUGAAGAUAACGUCGCUCGCGCAGGAUGUGCACUAUUUGACAAAUUUGCUGGCGUUAAUGGAGACGGGAAAGGGUACGCCCCAUUUCUCGCCCUUCUCCUUUUCGUCUAGUCCAACUUCGCGCAAAGUGGCGAGGAAAACGAUCCAACAAAGUGUUGCAAAACGGAUGAAGAUGGAGGAACAGCACAUGCACCAGGGCACCACUGCGUAGGCGAAGGUCGUUACUUGUUACAUAUUAUAUAGAGCAUUAUCUUAUUCAUUAUUCUAACUCGUUCAUAACUUUGUUAUGCUGCGUUACCAGCGUGCCUUAACCCAACAUUGUAGAACGACGUGGGUCUAGAUUUUAACAGAUUUUCCAUUUUAAUAAACUUCGAACACGUUACAUAAAUAAAUGGCUGUACAAAUUGUAUAUAUUAUAUUCUUAAUAUAAUAUAUAAUAUAUUCUUUACCACAAGCUUAGGUAAGCAUACUCCCAACGGCCAGUUUGAUUUUAAAACCCCAUUCGGUCCCGCAUUCGAGCACUCCGUCUGACCCCAAUCGAGCAGAAAUUUGUCAACAAACCAAUGCCGCUUACGGUGUGCAAGGUGCAGCUAUGUUUCUCUUCCCUCUAGCGAAGUCAGUAGCCAAGUGUUUUAGCCAAAAAAGUAAGCAACCAUGGCACCAUUGGUCCGUGUCGCUCGAUAUUCAAGAAACCGCUGGGCAAGGAUGGCUAGCAGCAGCAGGAUUACAUGAGCAAGGACAUGAAAAAGUGGCUGAAGGUGGAGCAGCUCGAGCGACUCAGAGGAGGAGGGGCGAGCAGACGGUGAGGAUGGAACCGCACUCGAGGAUCUGGCGGUAGAGUUUAACGCCCAGCUGGGCCGGACCGUCAUUGACAGUGCGGACGUGAUGAUAUUGAGGUCGGAAGCGUGCACGAGGAGUAGCUGGAGACGGAAGACCCUCUUGCGGGAGUCGUAGCUGAGGAGACUCUUGCAAAGCAUCGAGCUGCUCAUCGUCGAACGGGCGGAGGUACGGAGUUUCAGAAACCCAGAAUCGGAGUUGUCCGGAAUUAUUCGGAGUCAUCCGGAGAGGUCAUCAUUUGGAGGUGUCGGCUGUAAUCGGAAUCGUCCGGAGUUGGCUGAAGUCGCCGUUGUUCUGAGUUUUAAAUAUGAUCUAUUUUCUCUAAGACUAGUGGCUUUGAGUUGAUCGAAGUCAGCAGAAAGGAGACGGAGUUGGAGAUGAAAUGCCUGACCACAAAAACAUAGCCCACCUACGAACGACCCUGAUCCUGAUGACUUCAGACGACUCAAACUCCGGCCCACUCCAGACGACUCUGGAUCACUCCGGCCAACUCCGGAUGACUCCGGACGGCUCCAGACGAUUCCCAAUAGCUCCGAACAAUGCUGGAUGGACCUUUCUUCCGGAAUCGGAUCCGAAAAUUUCGGAGUUGGAUUGUAGUCGACAGCGGAUUUCCGCGAGCUUUACCCAUCAUUAGUGUACAAUGCAGUACGACACGCACGCUGCUGACCGAGAUGGUCGGGAUGGAGCGAAGCAAAGUGCAUUUUGUAACUACAUAGUUUCAAAGUACACAUGGAUGAUUUUGUAUUAUGUUGAGCAUAAUGUUAAUUUAAAAAAAAACCUUUAACGGUAUCUUUAAAGAACAUUUCAAUGGAGCUUGUACAUUUGUACCGAAAAUAAAAAUAAUUAAAGCAUACUUCUCGAUAACCAUGGAAA